Zea mays is the source of this 1116-nucleotide messenger RNA. RefSeq lists its product as uncharacterized. Lineage: Eukaryota; Viridiplantae; Streptophyta; Magnoliopsida; Poales; Poaceae. The record is from RefSeq and is a predicted model, not a curated record. The transcript is spliced from 2 exons. The coding region runs from base 115 to 645 and encodes 176 amino acids.
UUGCGGUAGCGGCUGUAAGCACGCGCGACACAGUGUAACAGUCGGUCGGUCGGUUCGGUUAAAAAGAAGAAGCUUCGACGGCAGAGGCCGUUCCGUACGUCGUCGUUGCUCGCAAUGCCUUGGCGUCUAGCUAGCAGACAGACGGACGCCGCCGCCCCCACGCGGUGGGGCUCGUCGGAGGGCGGUGACCCGGCGGCGGACGGCGGCGGCGGCGGCGGCGUGGAGGCGCGGAGCGUGCGGUGCGAGUGCUGCGGGAUGGCGGAGGAGUGCACGCCCACGUACAUCGGGCGCGUGCGGGAGCGGUUCCAGGGGAAGUGGGUGUGCGGGCUGUGCGCCGAGGCCGUCAAGGAGCGGCAGGCGCGGGAGCCCGCGCUCGGCGUGGGCGGCGCCGUGGCGGCGCACGCGGCCAUGUGCGAGCGCUUCAACUCCACCGUCCGCCUCAACCCCAAGCUGUCCCUCGCCAGCUCCAUGCGCGACAUAGCGCGCAAGAGCAGCAUGCGCCGGACGAGCCGGAGGAACAGCAUCAACGGCGGCGGCGGCGGCGGCGGCGGCGGCGGCGGCGGCGGCGCCACCGCCACGCCGCUGUCCGCAUGCGGCUGCGACAAGCUCAGCCGCUCCAGCAGCUGCGCGCUCCCCUACGUCUGACACCGGAGAGCAUGCGCGAGCGCGAUCGGCCUCGACGGUGGCGGCGGCGGCGGCAUGCUGCGUCUGCGCUGCUGCCUGCUACUUUACGGCCGGGGGCCUUUAUUAUUACAUAUAAUACAUGCAUGCAUGGACGCAUAUAUAUAGCCCAACGUACUAUAUAUAUAAGUGUUGUAUAGUGGAUACGUACCACUGUCACGCGGCCUACAUGCUGCCAGCGGGACGCAUCAUCAUGGACAUGGUAUAUAUUCAGGUCAGCUACUAGUAGGUAGCAUGCACACAUCCAUGCAUGCUACCGACCAGAAGGAUAUGCAUCAUAGUUGUACGUACUUUGUACGUAUUAGGUAGCAUGAACACAUCCAUAUAUCCAUACUGUUGUAUUAUACUCCAGCUGCGUACUGUGAUGUAAGUAUAUAUAUACAAACAUACGUUUGUUCUUGUUCGUCGACUUGGUUCGCAUCCGAUCCAGGUACU